Mercurialis annua (annual mercury) is the source of this 565-nucleotide messenger RNA. RefSeq names its product elicitor peptide 6. Bases 134 to 430 code for a protein of 98 amino acids. The record is from RefSeq and is a predicted model, not a curated record. NCBI's taxonomy places the organism in Eukaryota, Viridiplantae, Streptophyta, Magnoliopsida, Malpighiales, Euphorbiaceae. The transcript is spliced from 2 exons.
AGGACAAGCAGAUGUAGUGUAGAGCAGCAAACAAGCAUUUAAGACACCAAAAUAAAGACUGUGUCUGUGUGGUCAUCUAGGGUUUACAAUAUAUCAAAGAUAAACAGAAGGUAGAAGCAGCUUAAAGAAGAAGAUGAAGGUUUUAGAAGAAGAAGAAGAAACAAGUAACAAUGGUUGUCGUAUCAGUAAUACUACUCAUUAUUGUUUUCUAUUAGAGGCACUUCUCAAGUGUUUAGGUCUUGAAAUUAUUAAAACAUCCCAUCAAACUUGCAGCUCUUCUUCUUCUUCUUCUUCAACCGCAACGGCAACGGAAACAGAUCCUACUUCCACUACUGGAGAUGCCCACCCAAUGUUUUUUGCUAUGAGACGACGUCCAAGGCCACCUCCCCGGCCACCGGUAAGCACCGGAGGUGGGCCGCAGAUUAAUUAAGUAUUCCACCAUUUUCACUAUAGUUUUUGUUUUUUGGCAUCUGUUGCUACAUCAUGUCAAGCUUUAACUUCAUAUAUAUUUAUGUAUAUUACUAAAUGCUGGCUUGCCUUUGCUAUACCUACUACAUUUUCUUUC